Messenger RNA from Coprinopsis cinerea okayama7#130, 378 nucleotides. RefSeq lists its product as hypothetical. The transcript is spliced from 2 exons. The coding region runs from base 1 to 378 and encodes 125 amino acids. The record is from RefSeq and is a predicted model, not a curated record. NCBI's taxonomy places the organism in Eukaryota, Fungi, Basidiomycota, Agaricomycetes, Agaricales, Psathyrellaceae.
AUGGCCGACAUCCUCACUGGCAGUCAUCACUCUUCUGCUUCGACAUACGCUCGGUCUCAGGAAGCAACGGUAUCAAAUUCUUUUUUGCCCUCUUCCAUGAUAGUACACUUACAGAGUGAAGACCUCGGUUCCGGUCCCUACCAGCCCCAGCUCGCAUGCGCUAACUUCGUCCGAAGGCCGGGAACUUCGAGGUGCCCCUGGGCCCAGGCAGAGGAUAACGGCAAAGCCAAGGGCCAGGAAAAAGCUUUUGCAAAGAAGCGGGUUCCAAUAUUGGCACACUUCUUUCCUAUAAAAGGUAACUACGUCAUCGGUGAAGGUAUCGCUGGCGACGACGACAGGGAAGCCCUCAAACAACGGCAAAUACGAGACUUGGUAUAA